AUGACGCAAUCCACUUUACAAGGAGACGUACGAGACGAUGGCCGUGCAGGGGCAUUGUCAAGACUCAAACACACGAAUGACAGACUGAAAGUUGAUAUGGUCGAACCGAUACGUGAAGCUGAAGCGGAAUGGGCUCAAGUCUUUUCAGCUGGAGAUAGCACGCGAAGCUUUGUGGAAGCUGAGGUGAUUUCGGCUAUUGAAUAUGAUCGGUCGGGAGACUUUCUUGCAACCGGAAACAAAGGUGGACGAAUCGCCAUUUACUGUCGCCAUGGAAACCCAACAUCGAACCAAAACAUGUACAGCGGAACAACUGACCCACAAUACCAGCUGUACACGGAGUAUCAGAGCCACAAUGCUGAAUUUGACUACCUGAAGAGUCUAGAAAUUGAAGAAAAGAUUAACCAGAUCAAGUGGUGCCGAUCAUCCAACGGGUCGCAGUGUCUAUUGUCCACUAAUGACAAGACCAUUAAACUAUGGAAGGUGCACGAGCGUAGUGUCUGUGAAGUCACGACGUACAAUGGACAGGAACUCGCUCAUGUUCCACGAGAACAAUUAACACCAGAGCUUAUUCGACUACCACAGGCCCAUGUGCGUGGACAAGUAACGACAUCUACUGCCAAGAAGAUUUACGCUAAUGCGCACACGUACCACAUCAACUCGAUUGCUAUCAACAGCGACGGUGAGACGUUCAUGUCCGCGGACGACCUUCGUGUGAAUUUGUGGAGCCUUGGCAUCUCGAAUCAAAGUUUCAAUAUCGUGGACAUUAAGCCAGCAAACAUGGAGGAGCUUACCGAGGUCAUCACAGCCGCGGAUUUUCAUCCAACACACUGCAGCACGAUGAUGUAUAGCACCAGUCGUGGUGCUAUCAAGCUAGGGGACAUGCGGCAGGCUGCAUUGUGCGACUCAUACUCUCAAGUGUUCGAAGAGCAAGAAGACCCUGAAGCACGAAGCUUCUUUUCUGAGAUUAUCGCAUCCAUUUCAGACAUCAAAUUUUCUCCCGAUGGCCGAUACAUUAUCGCGCGCGAUUUCCUCACACUGAAGGUCUGGGACAUCAACAUGAACUCACGUCCAGUUCAAACGAUCAAUAUUCACGAGCACCUACGUCCACGGCUAGGUGAUCUGUAUGAGAGCGACUGUAUCUUCGAUAAGUUCGAGUGUGCGAUUAGCGGAGACGGUAAUAACUUUAUCACGGGCUCGUACAACAGCGAGUUCCAUAUUUAUGACCGCUACGGGCGCGCUGAUAUUUCCAUUACUCCGCGUACUGCGCGAGUGAGUCGCCGCCACUCCAUGCCCCAGCGUGGUCUUGCGCAGCAGAUUGCCGCCAUGCCUGCUCCGGGCAAUCCGGAUGCAUUGGAUUUCUCAAAGAAGAUCUUGCAGACUAGCUGGCACCCGUCAUUGGGUGAAGUCGCUGUAUCCAUUCGCAACAGCCUCUUUGUGUAUGCCGCCUAG
This is a messenger RNA of Peronospora farinosa, 1449 nucleotides long. Lineage: Eukaryota; Oomycota; Peronosporomycetes; Peronosporales; Peronosporaceae. The record is from the annotation of a GenBank genome assembly.